AUGCCAUCGACUUUCAGGGCCUCGCGCUCGGGUCGACAUCUCGACAAUGGUCCCAACCGCACGCGAACCGGCCAGAUCGACCACGAUGUCUUUGAGGGAUUGCCAGUCCGUCGCUGGUCGCGUCAACCACACACCUUCUCCCAAGCGCCCAAGCCCGACGACUUGGAGUUUGGUGUCCAGGGUCCAAGCGGAGUCACCACUCUGCCAGAGCUGCCCAUGCCACGCGACAGCCAGCUCCUGCCAGCGAUGAGUCGCGCCCUUCUACGAGCGGCACGUGCGGGAUGCGUUUACAUUCGGGACAGCGGCCGGGCACCUAAUGAUAAUGAAAAAGAACUGCCGGAUGCUGAAGACCAAGCUGCGGCGGCCGUUCAUCUGGCCGAUCGCAGCUUCACUUCCCGGAAGUGGAUGGCGCUUCCCAAGCACAUGGAACCUCCGGAGAUAGAGUUCCUGGCAAAGCGACGACCGGGUCUUCAUUCGCUUUAUGGCGGUGCGGCCGCUGCUGAUGGAAGCUCCGGGGCUCCACCGAUGCGAAAAACCAAGUUCAAGAAGGUCGAUCCGGAGACCGGCAAUAUCUCUAUCUACGAAGCCUGGGUUCCUGAUGGCCAUCGGAUUGAAGGCGAAAUCACCGAAGAUGUUCAGACGUUAGCUGAGCAGAGCUCAGUUCCUGUGAAGUCGGAGGCGCCUGCACCUGGAACGGUGGUUGACGGCGUCGGGGUGGUUAAUUCUGAAGGUGUGGUGGUCGCAGAGGCUGGUUCCGCGGCCGUGAUGACACCGCCUAAGAGACGACCGCCCCCUCCAAAGCGCAAGGGCAAGGGCAUUGGAAAGGGCAGGAAGAAGAAGGUCAUGUUUGCGCCGGGCGAGGGAGCUGAUGCUGCCACGGUACAUGGCGUUGCACCUGGUCCUACCGAUGGUGCUACUGGCUUCAAACAAGAAGAACAGGAUGCUUCACGGAUGUCGGUUGACCAGUCCGGCCAAGAGGAAGAGGACGAAGACGGCGAGGAGGGUGAAGAGAGCGACGAGGGCGACGAAUCCAUGGUGGACGCGAAGACCCCUGAAACCCCGCAACCCCAGUCCGGGGCGGAGUCCACGGACCGACCAUCAACAGACGUCGAUAUGACAGACGCUACUUCUGAAGCACUGCCCGAUUCCCAAGAGCCUUCACGGCCUGAGCAAGAAGCACCGUCUCAGGAGCCAGCGGAACCUGAAAUCUCGCAACCCGAAGAGCUUUCGCAAGAAGAUCCAGGCGCUCAGGCUUCCACUACAUCAACAACACCAGCAGAGAAGACUGAGGAACCGACUACUGAAAGCGCCGAGACUCCACAUGAAAAACCUGCUGUAUCUGCAGUUGAUGAGAGCGCUGCAGGGGAGGAGCUGCCACCGGCCACCACGGAAGAUGAACCCAACAUCGAGCACAGUGAACAAGCGGUGCCCGAUGAUGAGACCCAGGCUUCAGAGCAGGCUGCCCCGCCACUCGCAGAAGAAGCAGCAGACCCUUCUGUGGGUAGCAAGUCAGCUGAAGUGACCGAGCCUGCCUCUAAGGAGAUCAAGGGUGAAUCCCCGUCCACCGAUCGGGAUGAGCCCGCAGCUGCCCCCACGGCCAAUCCCGAGGAAUCCUCCAUUGAAGAAGACUUCUCAAAGCAAUCCCAGGCACCAGGGCCAUCGGCGGGAGGAUCAAUUGAAGCGACUGAGCAAGGUUCGAAUCCGAGUCCGACACCAAGUGGGGCACAAGAAUCCGAGCAAGCUCCCGAACAGCCUGUUCCCCAGCUCGAUGUGCCACAAAAACCGGCUCCGGAGAAUAAGAGCCAAGAACCGGCAGCUCCUGAGCCUACUGAAAAGAAAGAAGAUAUAGAAAUGGGAGUCGCGCCGGGACCUUUGGAAUUGCAACCUCCGCAAGAGAAGGAUUCCGCCUCAGCCCAGGCAGAACCACCUGCUGAGCCUCAACCUACCCCCGGUGAACCCGUCGAAUCAUCUGCUCCUGAUUCCAGCGCUACUGGCCCGACAGAGCCUGGCCAAGCAGAAGGGACUGGGCGCGGGGCGGAGGAACAGACCUAG
Messenger RNA from Penicillium alfredii, 2052 nucleotides. RefSeq lists its product as uncharacterized. The transcript is spliced from 2 exons. Lineage: Eukaryota; Fungi; Ascomycota; Eurotiomycetes; Eurotiales; Aspergillaceae. The record is from RefSeq and is a predicted model, not a curated record. Bases 1 to 2052 code for a protein of 683 amino acids.